AUGUCACUGCGGAUAGACGAAAACCACACACAGCUUUUCAAUACUCCACUUAGUUUGAGCACACGAAAUGACGACAACACGACUGAGCCCGGCACGGCGAAUGAGGACAACAGCGGGGCUGCUAUCUCACCUGAACCCAAUGUAAACUCUUUCGAUUUGGAAGAACAACAAAGAGUUUUCCAACGAUUUACAAAUAGUUUAGGAGCUUUGGGUGGAUUUCGUUCACCUUUCAAUCUUCAUAUGUUACCAAAUAUUUUGGCUUCAAUGCAACAAAAUCAAUUAUCACUUCAAAAUAAACUUUUGGGACUCUCUGGUUCAGGAGUAUCACCGGGACCGGAAGAUGAUGAUGAUAACGAGAAUGGUACAAGUAACAAUGAUGGUGAAGAUAUGUCUGUUGUAAAAGACUCUAAACUGGAUGAAAACUUGGGAGAGAACGGCUCUCAAGCUGGAGCUGGUGGUCCAACAUGGUCCUACGAGGAACAGUUCAAACAGCUCUAUGAGUUAUCGGAUGAUGUUAAGCGAAAGGAAUGGCUUGAUGAUUGGCUCAGUUUUAUGCAUCGAAUCGGAAAACCGGUCACAAGAAUUCCAAUUAUGGCAAAGCAGGUUUUGGAUCUCUAUGAGUUAUAUCGACUGGUCGUUCAACAUGGGGGUUUAGUUGAAAUCAUCAACAAAAAGUUAUGGAGAGAAAUCACAAAAGGUCUUAAUUUACCUUCUAGUAUUACUUCCGCGGCAUUUACAUUACGCACACAAUAUCAAAAAUAUUUAUAUGAUUAUGAAUGUGAAAAGGAAGGAUUAUCAAAUCCAUCUGACUUGCAAGCUGCUAUUGAUGGUAAUCGACGUGAAGGAGGCAAUAGUAGACGUACCACAAAUCCCCCAAACUUUGGACCUCUUGGUUAUUCUAUUGGUCAUCCUGCUGGAAUAAAUCUUCUUGGUAAGCAUUUGUCCGGAUUAGGAAUGCGUAAUGAUUUUCUCGAUGAUGAUAAUGGAAUGGGUAUGGUCUCGCAGAAUAGCUUCUUGUCUGCUUAUCAACAAGUUGAACAAAUGGCUCUGCUUGAUGCUCAAAAGCGACAACUAGAACGAGCACAAAGAGCUGCUGUUGAAGCUGCUGCAAGACAAAGCUUAGGUGGAGCUACUGCUGGAAUAUCGGGUAGAGAAUCAACUUCCAGCUUAGAUUCCGAAGCUGUGCCAGUUAAACGAUUACGAUUAAAUGAAGAUAUUAGUGGAUCAUUAGGUGGUCAGAUGAAGAUAACGACACGAAAGCCUGAAGGACAGCAAGGAGAUAAUUCAAUUGUUGUAUCGAUGGAAAUCAAUGGAAUAACCUAUCAAGGAGUGUUAUUUGCUCUCGAUCCAUCAAAUGAUCCAGCAAAUCAAACUUCCUGUCCAUCAGCUUCAUCCUCUAGUAAUGCAACUGCGACAGCCACAAUCACAACAACAUCUAAUAGCAUCAACACGAAAACUGAAUAG
This is a messenger RNA of Auanema sp. JU1783, 1464 nucleotides long. NCBI's taxonomy places the organism in Eukaryota, Metazoa, Nematoda, Chromadorea, Rhabditida, Rhabditidae. The record is from the annotation of a GenBank genome assembly.